CAGCGUCGAUAUCAGAGGCUCCCACCUGCUUCGCUCACUGUACUUUACGCAUCGCGUCAUCAUGCGUGAAAUUGUACAUCUGCAAAUUGGACAAUGUGGCAACCAAAUCGGCUCAAAGUUCUGGGAAGUGAUCACAGAGGAACAUGGCAUUAGCGCAACAGGCAUCUACGGGGGAGACGACAACAUCCAACUGGAGAGGGUCAAUGUCUACUUCAAUGAAGCACAUGGUAAGACACCUUUGUUCAUCGAGUCCAAGUUAUUAACAUGUCAAAGAAACGCUCAAGAAAUGUCCACUGUGUGUCCAGGUGGUAAAUAUGUGCCCAGGUCCCUGCUGGUGGACCUGGAGCCUGGCACCAUGGACAGCAUCAGAGGAAGCCGAAUUGGUGCUCUUUUUAGGCCAGACAACUUCAUCCAUGGCAACUCCGGCGCUGGCAAUAACUGGGCAAAGGGCCACUACACAGAGGGAGCUGAGCUGAUAGAACAGGUGAUUGACCGAGUGAGGAACGAAAGUGAGAGCUGCGACUGCCUGCAAGGCUUCCAGCUGGUCCACUCCCUCGGCGGCGGCACCGGCUCCGGCAUGGGCACCCUCAUCAUCAACAAGAUUCGAGAGGAGUACCCCGACCGGAUCAUGACCAGCUUCAGUGUCAUGCCCUCCCCUAAGGUCUCUGACACGGUGGUGGAACCCUACAACGCCACCCUGUCGGUCCAUCAGCUCCUGGAGAGCACAGAUGAGACCUUCAGCAUUGACAACGAGGCGUUAUACGAUAUAUGCUUCCGUACGCUUAAAUUGACCACGCCUACUUACGGGGACCUCAACCACCUGGUGUCCUUGACCAUGAGCGGGGUCACCACCUCCCUGAGGUUCCCUGGGCAGCUCAACGCAGACCUGAGAAAGCUGGCGGUCAACAUGGUGCCAUUCCCCCGCCUCCACUUCUUCAUGCCAGGCUUUGCCCCGCUGACGGCCCGCGGCAGUCAGCAGUACCGAGCCCUCACGGUGCCCGAGCUCACCCAGCAGAUGUUUGAUGCCCGCAACAUGAUGACGGCUUGCGACCCCAGAAGGGGCCGCUACCUCACUGUUGCUGGUGUCUUUCGUGGGAGGAUGUCCACCAAGGAGGUGGACGAACAAAUGCUGGCCAUCCAGCAGAAAAACAGCAAUUACUUUGUGGACUGGAUCCCUCACAACGUCAAGGUAGCCGUAUGUGACGUACCACCCCGAGGCCUCAAACUGGCCUCCACUUUCAUCGGCAACAACACGGCCAUCCAGGAGAUAUUCCGUCGAAUAGGUGAUCAGUUCUCCCUGAUGUUCAGACGCAAGGCCUUCCUCCACUGGUACACGGGCGAGGGCAUGGACGAGUUGGAGUUCACCGAGGCUGAGAGCAACCUCAGCGACCUGGUGUCAGAGUACCAGCAGUACCAAGACGCCACGGCCGACCUGGAGUCCGAAUUGGAGGAUGCAGAGGAGGAGGAGCCCUUGAGGCCUGCGGCCAUGGUGGUUCAGUCUCGGAUGGAAGUUAAAAUGGAAACAGUGACAGAAACAAGUAAAGAAACUGACGAUUAAUGGAAGACUUUGGGGAUGCAGUCUGGUUAUGUGGGAUACAUGUGUAAAGACUUUUAUGACAAUUUGGAACCCUGUGUUCGUACUGAUAGUGUGCGAUGUAGUUUAACACAGAACAGAACACCACAUACUUAACCAUUUCUCCGCCGACUACUAAGAGUCUUGUCUCCAAAACCAGCAAAUGUGACCUGAUGUAAUCCCAGCACUGGCCUUUGAGAGGCAGCAAUGUGCUUCAGUGGACCCAGACUGCCAGAGACUAAAAAUGAAGAAGAGACGAGGCUAGCUGUGAGCCUAUCUGGCAAGUCCAUUGUGGUCUCGAUCUUUUCCAUGGAUGACUUUAUUUGUAAGAGGGGAAUUGGGACCAAAAUUGGCUAUAUUAUCUUUAAACGUGUACGCCGCUUGAGAAAAACGUGUUGUAAAAAUAACUCAUCAAUAUAUAUUACAUGAUAAAUGUCUAUCAUAAAAUGGUACUACAUGGUGCUGUGGAAUAUUUAUACAUUUGUACUUUAACUGCAUGGAUUGUAUGCUUGUAAGAUACCUUUGACCCUGCACAGCAGUAUAGAAUUCAGAUAACUGGAGGGAUAUUUUUGGCUGUAUAUACGCAUUACUGUCUUUGUUUAAUUCAUCUGUAUUUAAUUUGAUUGUGUUUAAAAUGUUUCUGAAGACAUCCGUGUCCAUUAUUUAAGUACAUGCAUUUAAAAAAAUGAAAAAAAGAGAGAAAAAAGUCGUAAUGUUACUACAAUGACAUUGCAUUGUUGCAUAAAAAAAGUUGUAAAAUAUUUUAAAUCUUACAUUUUUCACAUAAUGCUUGAAAUUCUGUCUUGUAAUUUUUUUUAUUCCUGUAGUGUUGUUUUUCAGUGCAUCCCCCAAUAAAUUCAAUAAUAAUGACGAAAACAUAUUUUUAGUGUAACAGGACUCUCACUAGAGUGAUGGACUGUAUUGGAGCUGAUAGUGUGUUCUGGCUGUCUGUCAUGUCACAUCGUUUCCUCCCACUGAGAGCAGUGGUCUGGGACUUUGAGAUUACACAUCAUGUUGCCUUGAGUGUUUGUGCCAUGUUGAUAAGCACGUUUGAAUAGUUGGUGCAAGAUGUUCCUGCAAUAAAGUUGGCAAGAUUCUUAUAUUUGUUUAUUGUGUUGUAGUUAAUAAUAUCCAAAAAUACUGCACACAUUAUGAAUGCAAAAGGUACAAAAAAGUGCAUGCUUAGCUCAAAAAUAAGGUUUUGGAUUGGAAUGAAGACUGGGAAAGAUAAGGACUGGCACUUUUUACUCAGGACAAGGACACAAAGUCCUCAGUGACAAGGACAAUGGCCCACUCAAUA
Messenger RNA from Dunckerocampus dactyliophorus (ringed pipefish), 2873 nucleotides. RefSeq names its product tubulin, beta 1 class VI (gene tubb1). Gene Ontology annotation, cellular component: cytoplasm; microtubule. Gene Ontology annotation, molecular function: GTPase activity; structural constituent of cytoskeleton; GTP binding. The record is from RefSeq and is a predicted model, not a curated record. The coding region runs from base 62 to 1558 and encodes 498 amino acids. The transcript is spliced from 3 exons. NCBI's taxonomy places the organism in Eukaryota, Metazoa, Chordata, Actinopteri, Syngnathiformes, Syngnathidae. Gene Ontology annotation, biological process: microtubule cytoskeleton organization; mitotic cell cycle.